Molecule: messenger RNA, 3914 nt
Organism: Acanthaster planci (crown-of-thorns starfish)
Lineage: Eukaryota; Metazoa; Echinodermata; Asteroidea; Valvatida; Acanthasteridae
Biological process (GO): protein ubiquitination
Cellular component (GO): nucleus
Molecular function (GO): ubiquitin protein ligase activity; protein binding
Source: RefSeq, a predicted model, not a curated record
UGCAGAUUUUAAGAUGGCAGCCUCCAUGGUCGCUCGCUCAACGAGCGAGUGCUCCGAGGGAAGUGGCGCAAACGACUGUGAAUUGCAACAAGAACUUGGGCUUUUGGAGGCCAUUUAUGUCAAUGAAUUAAACGUGGACUACAGUGACAGUGGGGUUCCUGAUGAGUUGAGCAUUGUUCUUCAUCCAGCCACCGCGGGCAACGUUGACCAGCAAUACGUGUGUCUAACCCUCAACCUCCAGUUACCAGAACAGUACCCACAGAGACUGCCAGAGAUCACUGUCAGGAACCCGAGAGGGGUGUCAGAUGAACACAUUGCCAGCCUGGGUGCUAAGCUGAACCAGAUAGCUGCAGAGAGACAAGGUGGGGCAAUGCUGUAUGAACUCAUUGAGGUUGCUAAGGAGAGCCUGACCAGUAACAACACUCCCAGCUGCCAGUGCGUGAUCUGCCUGCACGGUUUUACAGAGACGGACGUCUUCACCAGGACACCUUGUUAUCACUACUUUCAUAGUCAAUGCCUGGCCCGCUACCUCAAGCAUGCCCAGGAAAAUGAGGAGGAGUGCGUCUGUGCCGUCUGUCGAGAGCCAGUGAGCUGUGACCUCGCCCAGCUGGAGGGCGCCCCACCUCCAAGCUCUCUCCAGGAAGUGUACACCCCCAAUAAGGCCAUUCACGACAUGCAGAGAAAGAUGGCUGCCCUCUAUAAGCGACAGAAGGAGAAGGGUGGAAUCAUUGACGUGGAGGCUGAGAACAAGAAGUUCCUGAUACAUAUCUCACAGUCGCCAACGCUGCCAGCAAAUGUUGGGAUAACACCGGUUGCAGCACUGCCACAGAAUCAAGCCAGGAGAAGUCCCGUGUCACUGAGCGACAUGAGGAGAGCCCCACCCACUGAAGAAGGAAUGAAGGAAUUGCCCAAUGAAAGCGCAAGGUCUGCCGUGCAGGUGGAUAAGAAAGAUGCCAGUGAUGCCAAAGGGAGUCGACCCAGAUCAGCCCACAGGAAUGACUUCAAACAAGGUGGGAGGGGUGGGGGUUGGGGUCAGGGGUCAAGGGGUAGAGGUCAGAGACGACCUGGUGCCAGAGAUCACCACUCAACAAAUCCGGGCAGUGGCAGAAGGUCAGAGUUCAAAGGACAACGUGUAAACAAUGAAGCUUCAGCAAAGUACACAGGUAGUGAGAAUACACCUGACCGAUCAAAUUGCAAGACUGAAAAUGCAGAUGUUAUUGACCAAUCAAAAGAGUUUUCUAAAAAGGCUCCCAUGCAUGCACUGGGUACAAGAAGUAAAGAUCAGCAUCAUUGGUCAGGAAGACAGAAAAAUAAGUUUUCAGAGGGAGAAAACAGACAUUCUAAGGAAGAAAUUAACGGCGGAUUGAAUGAGACCUUGCCCAAACCAAAUGAGGAAGUGGCCAAAGAUGAGAAAAGGCACAAGAAUAAAAAGAAAUCUGGGAAACUUGAGCAAGAACGAGCUGAAAAUACUCCAUUGAAAAGCAGCUCAGGCAUGCAGCAAGAGGGUAGAACCGCAUCUUCAAAGCAUGAAGUAGAUGAAAACAAGUCGUCUUUGGAUAGAGAUUCAAGGUCAAAGGUCAGUGGCACAAACAGUAAUCAAGAGUCACCUUCCAGAAAAGACGGGGAGAAUCGUCAAAAACGUAGGCAUGGUGGCAGAAACGGUGCCCCUAAAGUGGAGACAGGAUCUUCACAGAAAGCUAACAGGAGCAGCAACAAAGGGCCAAGGAAAUUAGAUGAAAACAGUAGACAAGAUUGUGGUAGCCAUGAUGACAAGCAACAUACUGACAGUGCAAACAGUGAUAUUACAGGAGCUGACCACGAAAUUGGUAGUGGACGGACGAGGCGCAGAAAUCGCAACAGAAGAGGAGAGACUAGCCAGUCAAAGAACUCACCACAGAGCGACGUUCAGGGCAAAGGUCAGGAUGACACAUGUGAAAGGUCAAAGGGCAAGGCAGACAUUGAGGAGAAGAGCGAAAAGAAAGGUUCUGCUAAUGUGAAGAUUGCAGUUGCAGAGGUCACAUCUCAAGAGGGUGGGUCCAAAUCUGAAAAAUGGAAACCAGACAGAGGACCACCCCCAGGCUUCAGCAAGAGGACUAUUAGUCAUCAACCAGGCUGGAAACCCACAUCAGUCAAGCCUCCUCCAGGAUUUGAGAAUGUUAAGUUAUGACACGUGGCCUUUUGCCUUAAAGGUCUUCUGCCCAAAGAGAGGAAUAUAUUACCAAAAAGAAACUAAAAAGGUAAAGUCUGAUACAUACUUGUAGGUGUGAAAAUUCACAUUGAUUGUAAUUUCCCUUCAAUUAUCCCAAGGAAUGUGAAAGGAUUUCUCCAUUGUACUUUUUUUGUGUAAAUUUGAUAGUUUGGCCGCUUGUAGAGAAAUAUGCAAACAGUAAGAACAGUUGCUGUCAGUUCACCGCACAUUUACUAAGAGUAUUCCACGUUUCCGAUGAUGCACUUUAGAGAAAUAUUUACAAAUGAAGCUCAUUUCCUCGUGCAAUAAGUAGGUUAUGUGGGAUUCCAACCACUCUGAUUAAAUCUACCAUCAAGUGUUUCAACAUUUUGAUUUUGAUUGAGUCACGAUAGUGGAGCUUGAGUUGUACUGUAGUGGUGUGCAUUCAUGGGUAGUUGAGCAACCAGGUAUGUGACACCCAUAAUAGGUGGGCACCCGGGUAACUGUAAUUAUUGUUUUUCCAACGCAUCCAUGCCCACAUUUUACUAUGAAGCUGCUGUUGGCAGUGGGAAUAGUUGGUCUUAAACAACGGGCAUCUCUUUCCCUGAGUGUCACAGUAAUUGUCAUCUCCAAUGUAGACGAUGGGGAAUUGUCGGUACACGGUCUCAAAAGAUGUUUUAUUCAGAUUUUUUUCCUGUAAUUUUCUGGCAAGUAAUCAGUAGACAAAGGUGCAUGGCUUUUUAAAAUGCUGGAUCAAAAUUUCACCAAAACAGUAUCGGGUAAUAUGCAGGGUUGGCUGAUUUGAAUCACCGAUUUAAAUCAUUUUACAUCGCAUGAUUUUUUUGGGGAAAAAAUCAUUGAUUUAAAUCAACAUAUUUAAUUCUGGGGGAAAAUCUUUGGGGUCUUGCACAUUGUAAACAGCAAAUCCCCCUCUCUGAGCCGUCCAGUUCCUAGUAUUAAAGAAGUAUUUAUGCACACGUGUUACACAAAAUCUGAGUUGGCAAAAUGUUUUGUUCAAUUCAAUUCACUUGUCUUGAUUUAAAUCAGCUUUUUGGAUUCAGUAAGUGAAAUGGAUGUGAAGGAUUCAUCAUCGUGAUUUAAUUUGACUUCAUUUGAAUCGCCCACUUGAGAGUUUGACAUGGUAAAAUAUCGGUGUACAUCUACCUUUUGUAUACAGGUAUGCAUGUAUUUUAUUGACAUUAGAAACGUUAGUCACUAUGCAGUGUAACUAAAACCACUAAAUACAUGUACCCUUUAAUAAAUGCCCUUAAUGAAGUGAUUUUUAAUCAAGCGUAAGUCAUUGCUCUGUGGAGCUGGAUCACAAACAAAACGAGACUGCUUUUUGCUCAUAGAGCAAGGUACAAUACCAGCAUUUUGUACACUGUAGCAUGCAAAAUACAUUCAUGUACCUGUUGGUCAUGGCUUGUCUCUCACUCAGUAGUCAUUUGAUGCAUGAAUAGAUACCCUGUUAACAAAUUCAUGUAAACUCUAGUGUUAUCAAAACUUUGAGUUGGCUUGAAAUUCUUGUAUGCACUUUAUCCUUGGUACAUGUACAUGCUCAUGUCUCUGAAGGAGAGUCUUCUCUUCGGUCACAUGUACUAAGACAUGUACUGGGACAAGGCUAAGACAUGGAGGUCUGUGAAUUUAAUCAAACUACUUGAUUUAAAUGUCUUAAUUCAAAUCCAAACUUGUUUAAUUUGUGUAACAAAACAAGUAAAUAAAAGAAAACUAUCACACGUGCAACUAA